GAUCUAUCUAUCCCAGAGGAGUGGACGGUUCAGGAAUAAACACACACACAGUCAUCGCUGUGGAUGGUUGGCAGACCAACUAACAUGUACCUAGAGAGAAGGCCUGGACAGAGGAAGAGGGGGGAAUGUUAUGACUGAGAAAGCAGAGGAAGAGUGACAAAGUAGAAAGAUAGAAGACUGAGAGAAGCUCUUGACAGAGUUUCAAGAGGCGCUGUCGAAGAAUCACAUCCGGACAUACUCCACGGUCAGUGUGUUGGCGACGUGAUGACGAUGAUCCGAUAGAGGGACUGGUCAAAGACCUGACUGUCAGGCCUGAGUUAUAUACUUUCUGAGAGGGACUGGUCCGAGACCUAACUGUCAGGCCUGAGUUAUAUACUUUCUGAGGGGUACUGGUCCGAGACCUGACUGUCUCCCCUGAGUCAGUGAGUCAGUCAGUCCGAUAUUUGUCUUUUGUGUUUUGGAUCUCAGUCAGACAGGCCAUCCACCAUGUCAGUCCCCCUGGAGCAGGGCUCCUACCCCGGGGACAGGGAGCAAGCAGGUCUGGGGACCCUACAGAGACAGCUCAUCUGUCCUAUCUGUCUGGAAGUAUUCACCAAACCAGUGGUCAUCCUGCCAUGCCUACACAACCUCUGCAGGAAGUGUGCCAACGACCUCUACCAGGUGGGGUCUGGAGGGAGGUUCCGCUGUCCGUCCUGCAGUCAGGAAGUUGUGUUGGACCGUCACGGUGUCUACGGGCUGCAGCGCAACCUGCUGGUAGAGAAUAUUAUUGACGUCUACAAACAGGAGUCCACCAGCUCUAGAUCCCAGUCGUCAAAGCCUGCGAGCCAGCCCACCUGUGAGGAGCACGACGGUGAGAAGGUCAACAUCUACUGCAUCACCUGCCAGGUGCCUACCUGUUCCCUCUGCAAGGUGUUCGGUGCCCACAACGCCUGCCAGGUGGCACCGCUAACACAGGUCUACCAGCAGCAGAAGGCCGAGCUGAGUGAGGUGGUUAGCUCCUUGGUGGCAUCGAACGACCAGGUCCAAGCCUUCAUCAAUGAGUUGGAAGUGACCUGCAAGAAUGUUGAGGAGAACAGUAAGACCCAGAAGCAGACGGUGUGUGAGAAGUUUAACCGCAUGCUCGCCAUCAUGGAGGAGCGACAGAGGAUCAUGAAGCAGCGAGUCACGUACGAGCAGGAAGAGAAGACGGGUCACGCUCGAUCGCUGGUGCGAUCCUACAGAGAGAGCGUAGAGACCAGCACCAAACUGGUAGAGAAUGCUAUGACCACCAUGCAGGAACCUGAGAUGGCUGCCUUCAUGAAGAUUGCAAAAGACUUGAUUGUAAAGGUGAAUGUGGCGUCCAGUACCUGCAUCGUGGAGACCCUGGAGCCUGGUUAUGAGAACAUGGACCACUACAGAGUCAACUUCAACGCAGAGAAGAGGGCUCUGUACAAGUUGGACUUCAUCAAAGUGGAGGAGGAGAGAGAGGAGGUUCCUGAGGAGGCAGAACCAGAACCGGAACCAGAAUGUGAACCAGUUCUGGACUUAGAACCAGAGGCCGUUCUGGAACCAGCAACAGUUCAUGAACCAAUGGCACUGCCAGUACUGGUGCAAGAACUAGAGCCAGAAUCAGUACCACAGCCAGUCCUAGAGGAAGAACUACAGACAGAACCAGAGCAGGUGCCAGUGACAAAGCGACAGCUAGUUCCAGAACAUGGGACAGUUCUAGAACCAGUAGCAUUUCCAGAACAUGUGACAGUUCUAGAGCCGCUGGAAGUUCUAGAACCAGAGUCAGCAUCCAGUCAGGUCCUGGAUGCAGAGCCUGUGUUGGAGCUGAAGACAGUGGGAGAGUGUUGGGGACUGAAGGACCCAGCAGAGCUGACAGAGGAGGUCAGGGAUCAAGCAGAGGGGUAUGAUGCAGACCUGCAGAAAGAGGAGUUCUGUGACCAAGGGGGCUUAAAUACACAACAGGCUGUCACACUCUUCUUCUUCAUCCUGGCCCUGGUGAUCAUGCUCCAGACUGUGUGGGCCCACAUCAAGAGCCUUUCUUUUAUAUAGCAGAGAACAGCAGCAAGAUUCACACUACAACCCGGUUGAUAAUACUAAGAUUGAGCCUUGGCCAGAGAACCCCACACCACAGGCAGGUGGUCCCUCCUCCCACUCCUCCCCCUCCUCUCCUUCCUCCAAUGAGACCCCUCUUCUCAGCUUCUCUUCCUCCUGGCUCAACACUCUCUCUAAGAAGAAGAAAUUAAGAAGAGAUUGUCUGUACCACUGAGGGUCUGUCUGAACCAUCAUGGUUACAGAGGGCCUGUCUGAACCAUCAUGGCUGCCGAGGGCCUGUCUGAACCAUCAUGGCUGCCGAGGGCCUGUCUGAACCAUCAUGGCUGCCGAGGGCCUGUCUGAACCAUCAUGUUACAGAGGGCCUGUCUGAACCAUCAUGGCUGCCGAGGGCCUGUCUGAACCAUCAUGGUUACAGAGGGCCUGUCUGAACCAUCAUGGCUGCCGAGGGCCUGUCUGAACCAUCAUGGUUACAGAGGGCCUGUCUGAACCAUCAUGGCUGCCGAGGGCCUGUCUGAACCAUCAUGGUUACAGAGGGCCUGUCUGAACCAUCAUGGCUGCCGAGGGCCUGUCUGAACCAUCAUGGCUACUGAGGGCCUGUCUGAACCAUCAUGGCUGCCGAGGGCCUGUCUGAACCAUCAUGGCUGCCGAGGGCCUGUCUGAACCAUCAUGGCUACAGAGGGUCUGUCUGAACCAUCAUGGUUACAGAGGGCCUGUCUGAACCAUCAUGGCUACUGAGGGUCUGUCUGAACCAUCAUGGCUACUGAGGGUCUGUCUGAACCAUCAUGGCUACUGAGGGUCUGUCUGAACCAUCAUGGCUACUGAGGGUCUGUCUGAACCAUCAUGGCUACUGAGGGUCUGUCUGAACCAUCAUGGCUACUGAGGGGACAGGACAGACAGAGACAAGGCCAAGAUGGUUGAAAUGUCAAUGAUGUCAAAUUCUUCUAAUUAAAUUAUUUUUAACGUCAAGAGCCGAGAGCUGAACGUGUUUUCCCAGGCACAAAGAGAAAAGCAUACUCAAUAUUCACCCACCAUUUUGCAGGUCUUAAAUCUGGUACGUACUGUAAGUUAUUGUGCUCAUGUACAGUAUGUGUUGGGGUAGAUACGAUUAAAUAUCUCUUCAUAAAUAUCUCUUCAUAAAUAUCUCUUCAUAGACCCUUCAUGCAUGAAGGGUCUAUCCAGUGUGUGUGUUGUCUGUUGGGAAAUUGUCUUAAGCAUAUCUAGUUUUGUUGUUCUGGCGUUGCAUCGAUGCAUGAUAAGUUGUCAUUUUCACUCUACUUGUUAAUCCCUGUAUACAUAAAUGAUUCACAUGACUUUUUCCACAUUUUAUUGUGCUAUAGCUUGAAUUUUAAAUAUAUUAAAUUGUGAUUUGCUUGGG
Messenger RNA from Oncorhynchus kisutch (coho salmon), 3415 nucleotides. RefSeq names its product tripartite motif containing 101 (gene trim101). Bases 487 to 2037 code for a protein of 516 amino acids. The transcript has 11 exons. The record is from RefSeq and is a predicted model, not a curated record. Lineage: Eukaryota; Metazoa; Chordata; Actinopteri; Salmoniformes; Salmonidae. Gene Ontology annotation, cellular component: cytoplasm. Gene Ontology annotation, molecular function: zinc ion binding. Gene Ontology annotation, biological process: regulation of microtubule cytoskeleton organization.